Molecule: messenger RNA, 1972 nt
Organism: Mauremys reevesii (Reeves's turtle)
Lineage: Eukaryota; Metazoa; Chordata; Testudines; Geoemydidae
Product: digestive cysteine proteinase 1-like
Exons: 12
Coding region: 84-1733 (549 amino acids)
Biological process (GO): immune response
Cellular component (GO): lysosome
Molecular function (GO): cysteine-type endopeptidase activity
Source: RefSeq, a predicted model, not a curated record
ACCGCACUGUCCCGCUGGUUAGUGUCAGCGGUGGGAUCAGACCGCGUUCCCAACUGCUAACCCAGACCCAGGGCCCAGACCCGAUGGAAACUCUCUUCUGGAAGAAAAUGGCCUCUCUUCUGUUGCCUGCCUUUUGCUUUUUGAGCGGAGCCGGGUGUACAGCCGGAUGGGCGGUCCCUGAUUUUGGCAACAUCUACCACGUCUCAGGGGUUAUCAACCUGCCGUUCGCUGAAAUCCAGGAGCCCUUUGAAGCCUGGUACAACCUGACAGGAGCGAAGAGCCGGAUCCAGUACUACCAGGGGCAAGUGGUCACCUUCCAGUAUGGGGCAGAGAGGCCGUUUGGUGCCCUCUACAAGAUCACCCCAGAGACCACGGAGCUGGAGCUGAACGUCCGGAAGUGCUUCCGGAUCAGCGGCCGCCCUGGGAAGCGCGUCUAUCCACAGAGCAUCUUCCCCAAGCUGGACGCCUUCAAGCCUGUGCGGGAGGAGUCCUACAAAGGGCAGCUCUGCACCGUGUGGCAGAACGUGUCCUACUGGGGCCAGAAGAAGAACGUUUACACCCUGUGGGUGGCCAGCUCCGCUGACGGCCCCGUGCCCGUCCACUAUGAGAUGCGGGGCUUCAACAGCCUGCUGGGCUCCCACUACGACAAGUACGAGAUCGACUACAGCAACUUCACCCGCAGCUACCCGGCCAAGGUCUUGGACCUCCCAAGCGGCAUGGAGUGUGAGUUUCCUCCAGGAGACGGAGUGGAGCAUCGUAUCCUCGCCAACCCCAUGUGGGAUUUCGUGGACAGGCAGGCGGAUCGAGGCCGUCAGCUUUUCCAUCACUACCGGCGGGAGUACAGGAAGGAGUACGGCAGCGAGAAGGAGCUGGAGCGCAGGGCACAAACCUUCAUUCACAACAUGAGGUACGUCCACUCCAAGAAUCGGGCCAACCUGCCCUACAAGCUGGCGCUGAACCACCUGGCCGACCGCACCCCGGAGGAGAUGGCCGUGCUGCGGGGGCGGCUGCAGGACCCAACUCCCCACAACGGGCAGCCGUUCCCACUGGCACCGUACGCUGGCAUCAUCCUGCCCGAGAACCUGGACUGGAGGCUGUACGGCGCAGUGACCCCAGUGAAGGACCAGGCCCUGUGCGGCUCCUGCUGGAGCUUUGCGGCUGUGGGAGGAUUAGAAGGUGCCCUGUUCCUCAAGACCGGAGUGCUGACCCCCCUGUCUCAGCAAGCCCUGAUCGACUGCUCCUGGGGCUUCGGGAACCACGGCUGCGAUGGCGGCCUCCCUUGGCGGGCCUUUAAAUGGGUCAGGAAGCACGGCGGCAUCCCGAGCGCCGAGGCCUACGGGCCGUACAGGGGCCAGAACGGAUACUGCCACUACAACUCGUCUGAGCUCCUCGCCAACAUCACGGGCUACGUCAACGUCCCGGCCGGCGACGUCGCCGCCCUGAGAGCCGCCGUCUUCAAGAACGGUCCCGUGGCCGUCAGCAUCGACGCCUCUGCCAAGUCGUUCAUAUUUUACUCCAACGGCAUCUACUACGAACCCCAGUGUGGGAAUACCAGCAGCAGCUUGAACCACGCGGUGCUGGCCGUGGGCUACGGGGUCCUGCAAGGGGACGGCUAUUGGCUCAUCAAAAACUCCUGGUCCACCUUCUGGGGUAAUGACGGCUACAUCCUCAUGUCCACGCAGGACAACAACUGCGGGGUGGCGACCGCGGCAACGUACCCGGUCCUGGCCUGAUCUCCUGGAUCAGAGGGAAGCGAGCUGGCUUCAGGCUGCUGGUCCUUAGCAGUCUGCCGGGCCUGCGCGUUAUCUGUGCUUGCUUGUGCUCUGGACGGGACCGAGCUGGGCUGCUUUAGCGCCUGAUGCUGCGUGGGCCUAGGUGUGACAUUGCAGUCUAUAUCAUUUUAUAAAAAUAUGCUAAUGAGGGCAUAUAAUGUAACUAGAAUAUGCUUCAUGCAGAAGGCCUCUUGUAAGAU